Manacus vitellinus (golden-collared manakin) is the source of this 2044-nucleotide messenger RNA. Its product is annotated as peptidase inhibitor 16-like. Bases 81 to 794 code for a protein of 237 amino acids. Gene Ontology annotation, cellular component: extracellular region. The record is from RefSeq and is a predicted model, not a curated record. The transcript has 5 exons. Lineage: Eukaryota; Metazoa; Chordata; Aves; Passeriformes; Pipridae.
GGGUGUUCCUUGCUUUUGGGAGGUGCUUUAAAUGUGACUGCCAGAGCCGUGGGCUGCCAAGAGCAGAAGCCGACUGCACGAUGCUGAGCUCGGGUCUUCCCCCUGUUUUCCUGGUGCUCACAGUGCUGGAGCUGAGCUGGUCCCUGAGUGAGGAAGAAAAGAAGAUAAUCCUGGAUGAGCAUAAUAGAUACCGCUCCCAGGUCUCUCCUCCUGCCAGGGCUAUGAUGAAGUUGACCUGGGACAAGGAGCUGGAGAGCCUUGCUCAAUCCUACGCAGAGAAGUGCAUCUGGGACCACAACAAGGAGAGGGGCCGACGGGGGGAAAACCUCUUUGCCAUGGCCCCAAUGCUGGAACUAGAAUUUGCUGUGGAAGACUGGAACGGGGAGGAGAAAUUCUACAACUUGACAACAUCCACGUGUGUCCCUGGGCAGAUGUGUGGCCACUACACCCAGGUGGUCUGGUCAGACACUAAACAGAUUGGCUGCGGGGCAAAGUUCUGUGAGAAGAUCGAAGGAAUCGAAACGGAGAACAUGCACCUGCUGGUUUGCAACUAUUAUCCCGCGGGCAACGUGAAAGGGAAAAAGCCCUACUGGGAAGGACCCCCGUGUUCGACGUGUCCCGAGGGCACAGUCUGUGUGAACAACCUGUGUGCAGGUGCCCUGGACACUGAAGGAAUGGAGACAAACUCGGAACAGACAAACGUGGAUCAGCCCAUAUCUGGAACCACCAGUCCCUGCUCAGGGCUUUCGCUCUUCCUCCUCCCCAGUGCCAUCCUGGUGGGCCUUCUGCUUUGAAUGGUCUUUCUCAGCUCUCCCUGUUCCAGUCACCAAGGCUUUCUUCAGCACUGGUUGUUCCACAACCCUGCUGGGCUCAGGAGACCCCUCAGACAGUUCAGGCUGACACCUCCCUUCUUACGCUGCCUUAUCUGCUCCAGCCCCGGGCAGUGGCAGCCCCGUGGGAACUUGGUCCCCUUCCUGAGGAGACCCAAGGUUAGGAGGGUGUCUGCCAUAAUGCUGGUGACCUUGGACACUUCUCCUUUCUUCCUGGCCAGCCCGGGCUUCUGUUCCAUUUGCAAGGUGGGAGUGGUGAGCUGUCCCCCAGCCGUGUGGCCGGCAGGCCCCGCCGCACCGUGUCCCCAGGGACAGCAGGACCCAGGCGGCAAAAAGAGACGUGGUGGUUGGCUUUGGUGUUUGUAGAUGAAACAUGGUGGUUGGCUUUGGUGUUUUCUGCUGUUCGUCAGGAUGAGCCUCCAGCAAAAAUGCUCUUUUCCCUUCCCAGUGUGUCUGUUUGUCUCAGAUUUGGGCAAGUUUCAUCUCUUUCCCCUCUUGUCCAAAGAGAGGAUUUUUUAUUUUCCCGUUUCCCUCCUGGUUCUGGUGUAGCUUUGUAGAAGUAGCUCUCCCUACUUCUCCUCACAUCCCUGCAGCCCUUGCCUCCUCCCUCUCUCCUGUCUCUGCCCCAUGUCCCAUUCCUCAGUUAUUGCCAUUAUCCAUUGCCACAGCUUUAUUUUACGCCUGUGCCUUCACCUUUGUGCAUGCACAGAAGAGAAACCUUGAGCCCUGAGAGGAGCCACCAUCUCCUUCAUACAGCUUUCCCUUGCAUGGCUUCUUUCUUUGCAUAAUUUCCCUGUAUUUGAAUUUAGGUACAGAUUCCUCUUGACAUAUAAUCUGUGUGUGGUGGAACCUGGUCCAGGAGAAACAAGUCACCACACGAGUCGGUACAAUCUGAGCUCAAGAGAGCCAAGUGAUGAUGUUACAGGUCAGUGGUGGCUCCAGGACUUGUUGCAGAACCACUGUCAUUAUCUGAGACACUGUGUUUUGUUACCCCACAUCUCCCUUCACCUGAGGAUUCCCAGUCAGGUGUGUUAAAUAUGUGACAAGCUUUCCAGACUGGUGGGAGAAAGAUAACUGGAAGAUACAGUCCCUUCUCUGGUGAUUGCAUCCUUUGAUUUCUUACACAGGUGAGGUGGAGGAUGACCUGCAUUGUUCAUAUCCUCCCACCUGCUGCUCUGUCCUGUGCACUGAAUAAAUCCUUUUGUUAAAGUCUG